Molecule: messenger RNA, 1092 nt
Organism: Closterium sp. Naga37s-1
Lineage: Eukaryota; Viridiplantae; Streptophyta; Zygnematophyceae; Desmidiales; Closteriaceae
Source: the annotation of a GenBank genome assembly
AUGUCUGCGCUGGACAUGCUGAUGAAGAUGCGGGCUGUUAGUGCAGCCCGCGGCCUUGCAGCCAUGGCGAAUGCACCCCCAGCUCCACCUGCCCCGCCGGCUCCUCCGGCACCACCUUCUCCGCCUGCUCCUCCCGCACCUCCUGCUCCGCCGUCGCCUCCCGUGCCCCCUUUCCCUUACCCCUUCGAACCUGUGAACGGCGAAGACGAGCUUGUUGGGCAGAUGGAGCCUGACGCGUCUUCAACCGAUGACGAGGGGAGUGACGGCGCCGCAGCGACCGGUGAAAACCUUACCUUUCCUCUUCCCCAGUUCCCCACUGAUGUGCUGCGCGAUGUCAACCCUGCCGCUGUCUCUUGUGAUGCUAUUACCCCCAAUUCCCGGAAUAGGGUUAACCAGCACAAGCGCCACGCUCGCACCAUGGCAGAGAAAACUGGUUGGCUUGUGAGGAUGAAGGAUGACAUUCUCACGGUGCGCGAAACUGCACGGCUGGCUGGCGUUCAACCAGUGAGCAUCCGCCGCUGGAAGAAGGCGGCUGAAGAGAUGGCAGCGGCGGCAGGCAGUCGUCUGCGGCUUUCUGGUGGCGGACGGCAAGCUCGCUACUCUGACAUGGAACUGUCCGUGUACAAGCAGUUCCUCGCCCACAGGUCACGGGGAUUGGCGGUCCCGAUUAAGCUGCUGCAGACAUGGAGCCGGAUUUCGAUGAAGCUCCGGCACCCUCAGGUCGACUGGCGCGCGUCUCCUCGCUGGACGGUCCGAUUUCGCAAGCGGUGGGGCCUCACCGUAAGGGUAAAGACCAAGAUCGGGCAGCGUUUGACGAAAGGCUUCGUUCUCAUGCGCGAUGGGGCUCAAGUGGAGGUGCACGACGACGUGCACGCGGCGGGGGAGGUUGAGGAGUGGAUCAACCCCAUGUACGCCACUGCCGCGGAGGAGGCCGCGGAGGAGGAGGAGGAGGAGGAGGAGGAGGAGGAGGAGGAGGAGGAGGAGGAGGAGGAGGAGGAGGAGGAGGAGGAGGAGGAGGUGGACGAGGAGGCACCUAUGGAGGAGGAGGAAGCUAUGGAGGAGGAGGACGGCGAGGACAGUGAGGAGCAGUAG